Ficedula albicollis (Collared flycatcher) is the source of this 2320-nucleotide messenger RNA. Its product is annotated as polymeric immunoglobulin receptor-like. The coding region runs from base 71 to 2104 and encodes 677 amino acids. Gene Ontology annotation, molecular function: signaling receptor activity. NCBI's taxonomy places the organism in Eukaryota, Metazoa, Chordata, Aves, Passeriformes, Muscicapidae. Gene Ontology annotation, cellular component: cell surface. The transcript has 10 exons. The record is from RefSeq and is a predicted model, not a curated record.
GCAGGAGGGCUCUCGGGGCACCCGCCCUGGCACAGGGCACCGUGUGCUGCCCCGUCCCUGGGGCACGGCCAUGGAGCUGAGAGCCCUGAUCCUGCUGCCCCUCUGCUUCCCAGGUCUCCAAGGCCAAACCUCUGGAGCCCAGAGACGACGGGAAGGGAACACUCUGCACAUCCAGUGUCCUUAUACAGCGUGGGCUAUUGAGAGCAAGAUGAAAUACUGGUGCCUCCUGAAAGAUGGAAGAUAUCAAUUUGUAGUGUACACAUACUCUGGCUCUCAAAGGAAGAAUGGGAGAAUUCAAAUACAGGAUGACACCAAAUUUGUAGUGUACACAUACUCUGGCUCUCAAUGGAAGGAUGGGAGAAUUCAAAUACAGGAUGACACCGCUAAUAAGACUGUGUCCAUCACCAUGACUGACCUCAAGGCAGAGGACUCAGGCACAUAUUUCUGUACUUACUCUAGCUGUGCAUUCCCACGGAUAAAGACCAUCUCCCUGAACGUUUUCAAGGAGCUGCUCAGCUGGGAGUUGGACACCCUGUGGGUGCAGUGCCCAGCCUGGUGCCAGAGAGCGCAGUGCACAGUGGAGAGAAAAACAUCCUCAGAAGGGAGUGCAACUACAUCCCUGCAAGACGGAGUGUCAAUCAGCUAUGAAGCUCAGGGAGCUGCCAUUGUCACCAUGAAGCAGCUGCAGACCCGGGACUCUGGUGUGUACCAGUGUGCGCUGGGCUCUGAGCGCACAGCCGAGAUCGUGCUCUCUGUCUUCAAGAGUCUCCAAGGCCAAACCUCUGGAGCCCAGAGACGACGGGAAGGGAACACUCUGCACAUCCAGUGUCCUUAUACAGCGUGGGGUAUUGAGAGGGAGAUAAAAUACUGGUGCCUCCUGAAAGAUGGAAGAUAUCAAUUUGUAGUGUACACAUACUCUGGCUCUCAAAGGAAGAAUGGGAGAAUUCAAAUACAGGAUGACACCACUAAUAAGACUGUGUCCAUCACCAUGACUGACCUCAAGGCAGAGGACUCAGGCACAUAUUUCUGUACUUACUCUAGCUGUGCAUUCCCACGGAUAAAGACCAUCUCCCUGAACGUUUUCAAGGAGCUGCUCAGCUGGGAGUUGGACACCCUGUUGGUGCAGUGCCCAGCCUGGUGCCAGAGAGCGCAGUGCACAGUGGAGAGAAAAACAUCCUCAGAAGGGAGUGCAACUACAUCCCCGCAAGACGGAGUGUCAAUCAGCUAUGAAGCUCAGGGAGCUGCCAUUGUCACCAUGAAGCAGCUGCAGACCCGGGACUCUGGUGUGUACCAGUGUGCGCUGGGCUCUGAGCGCACAGCCGAGAUCGUGCUCUCUGUCUUCAAGAGGACCCAGCAGCACACAGCCGAGGAGUCAGGCACCGUCUCCGUCCAGUGCCACUACAAGAUCGCCGACUACGCGUCUGCCACCAAAGCCUGGUGCAGAAAGGAGGGGGAAAUGUGCCACGUGCUGGCCACCAGCAGCUCAGAGCCCCCAGCAGGGAACGGCACGGCUCGGGCCGGUGUCAGGAUCCAGGACGACAGCCAGCAGGGCAUCGUCACCGUCACCAUGGCGCAGCUGCGGCCGCAGGACUCGGGCGUGUACUGGUGCGCGCUGCAGGAGCGCGCCGCUCUGUCCCGCAUGGAGGAGGUCACGCUCGGCGUCUCCAGGGCGUUGCCUCCAGGAGGUUCUCCAGAUUCUGAAAGGAAAAGCCAAGAUAUUCUUUUGGGUGAACCCAGCUCCAGUAACAACACCUUCAUCAUCGUGACCGUGGUGCUGCUCAUCCUGCUGCUCCUGGCCCUCAUCACCUCCACAGCCCUGGGUGUCAGGUACUACAAGCUCCUGGCCAGAACAGGUAACAGAGACGUAGAGGACACCAGAGACAGUCCAGAGGGCACAGCACAGCCUGGCAGCACUGGGAGGAGGAAAAGCUCUCAGGAUGACAGCAAAGGGUCAGGAUACAUCAACCUGGAUGUGCAAUCCCACCCCAGCCCCGAGGACCCUCUUUACUGCAACGUGGAGCCGAGCCAGGCUCAGAGGAACCCGCAGUGCGUGGAAUACGCCGUCAUCGCCUUCACCCCGUCCCCAAGGAGCAGCAGGGAGUGAGGCACACAGCCCCAGACAAGCCAGAAACGGGGGAAGCACACUGGGAGGCAGACUGGGAAUGAGGAGGAGGAGUGUGGAUGGAUGAGCUGAGUUUUGCUCUGUGUGCGUGGUGUUGUCUGAGCAUUUUCAGCCCUCCCUCCUGUUUUAGGGCCAGAGUGUCUUGGUUUGAAGGACAGGUGUUUGCCAAUAAAGGCAGGAGCUUUUCUUUGAAAUGGA